AAACGGAAGAAGAAGACAGACGAAGAAGACAGAAAAAGAAGACGAAGAAGAAGAACUGGUCUACGUAAAAGUCUAGACAUAUUUUUAGAACUAUUUCUCUGCUACGAUGCCUUAUGCAAACCAGCCGACUGUAAAAAUCUCAGAACUAACAGAUGAAAAUGUCAAGUUUGUAAUUGAAAAUACCGAUUUGGCAGUUGCCAAUUCAAUCAGACGCGUUUUCAUGUCAGAAGUACCCACAGUAGCAAUUGACUGGAUUCAGAUUGAUGCCAACUCGUCAGUACUGCAUGAUGAAUUCAUCGCUCACAGAGUUGGCCUUAUUCCGCUUACCAGUGACGAUAUUGUAGAAAAAAUGCAGUACUCCAGGGAUUGCACCUGUGUUGAAUUCUGUCCAGAGUGCUCUGUUGAGCUGACAUUGGAUGUUCGCUGCACUGAUGAAAAGACGCGCAACGUCACCUCACGUGACCUGUUGUCCAACAACCACAGAGUUAUUCCAGUUACAUCUAGGAGUCGAGACAACGAUCCUAAUGACUACGCUGAGCGAAAUGAAAUUUUGCUGGUGAAGCUUCGGAAAGGACAGGAACUGCGACUCAAAGCUUAUGCCAAAAAAGGAUUUGGUAAGGAACAUGCCAAGUGGAACCCAACAGCAGGAGUCGCGUUUGAAUAUGACCCUGACAAUGCACUGAGGCACACUGUCUACCCCAGACCCGAGGAAUGGCCCAAGAGUGAAUAUUCUGAAAUUGAGGAAGAUGAGGUCCAAGCUCCCUAUGACCCCAAUGGAAAACCAGAAAGGUUCUACUACAACGUGGAGUCUUGCGGCUCCCUCCGACCUGAGACCAUUGUCAUGUCCGCACUGGCUGUUCUCAAGAAAAAGCUGAGCGACCUGCAGACACAACUCAACCAUGAAAUCCAGAGUGAUGUGCUCACUAUCAACUGAUGUCACAAUGAUGAAUAGCAUCGUUCCCUCGGAAGGUUUUCUUUCUAAUCUUUAGGAUCGUCAGACAGCGCAGAACAAACACAUCCUGUACUUGUGGUUGCUUCUUUGGUUACUGAUCAUGGACUUUCACAUCUCUUAAGAGUAGUCUUUACUUCACUUACUGUUCUAAAAUGUCAGUGACCCAACAUCUUGUUAGAUGGAAGAUUUAUUAAAUUUGUCAAACGUAGGAAUUCUUUUAUUAUACAUAGUAUGGAUGCAAUAAAGACUGGUUAUCUUGUA
Messenger RNA from Syngnathus typhle (broad-nosed pipefish), 1213 nucleotides. It is a transcript of the gene polr2c, whose product is annotated as RNA polymerase II subunit C. The record is from RefSeq and is a predicted model, not a curated record. Gene Ontology annotation, cellular component: RNA polymerase II, core complex. Gene Ontology annotation, molecular function: protein dimerization activity; DNA-directed RNA polymerase activity. Bases 107 to 934 code for a protein of 275 amino acids. NCBI's taxonomy places the organism in Eukaryota, Metazoa, Chordata, Actinopteri, Syngnathiformes, Syngnathidae. Gene Ontology annotation, biological process: DNA-templated transcription. The transcript has 9 exons.